Molecule: messenger RNA, 1038 nt
Organism: Nicrophorus vespilloides
Lineage: Eukaryota; Metazoa; Arthropoda; Insecta; Coleoptera; Silphidae
Product: ras-related protein Rab-28-like
Exons: 4
Coding region: 336-1031 (231 amino acids)
Molecular function (GO): GTPase activity; GTP binding
Source: RefSeq, a predicted model, not a curated record
GUGCGCUUACAGAGACCGAUCCAUACAGGUGGCGCGAGGUCGUAGUACAUCUCACACGUGCGGUAUCGGUAUCGUUGUUAUUCGAGAUGCGAAACAUCUUUCAUAAUAUUCCAUGAAUAAUGGAACUAAUCGAUAUUAAAAUUAUUGCCGUGGGACUAAAGUGGUAUGAGUGGAGGUGGGGUGAAAUGUGAAAAGUUCAGUUCAGAGAAGAGAGGAACGUAGGUGAGAGUGGGGCCGUGCGGAUUAGCGGUUUUGUGGCUGCUGCUGGUGUUGCCCAUUUUCAUGUAAAUCUUUUGGCGCGGUGUUCGCCCUAAUGGAAACGGAGCGUCGCGGAAAUGUCUGAUUCGGAGGCGGACGAGGACGUCGCGACGGCCGCCGCCCCGACCGCAGCCAAGGAGAUCAGAGUGGCUUUCGUGGGCGAGCCGAGCGUCGGCAAGACCAGUCUGAUUAGGAGAUUGUGCUACGACGAGUUCUCCAGACAGUACGUAGCGACGGUGGGCGCCGACUUCUACAUGAAGCGAAUCUCGCUUCCAGGCAGGAAGGAAGUUACGCUGAAGCUGACCGACGUCGGAGGCCUCGAGCUUCGCGGUUCCAUGAUCGACAAGUAUCUCUUCAACGCAGACAUGAUCAUCCUCGUCUACGACAUAACGAAUCCAACGAGUUUCGAUUACAUGAGCAACUGGUUGGCCAUCGUGCUCGGCUUAUUGGAGUCGGCUCCCUUUUUCGCCGUCAUCGGCAACAAGUGCGACCUGGAGCACCAGAGGGCCGUACGCCUCGAUAAGACCAAUCAAUUCGUCGCCGAUCACAACCUGAUAAGUCUCCUGGCAUCUGCCAAGACCGGUGAAUCAGUGGACGCCUGCAUCGUCGAUCUAAUCUCUCGUCAUUUGGGUCUGCCGCCCUUGACGAAGACGCAGAAGGAGCAGCAUCAGGCCGUGCUCAAGGUGGAGCUCGUACCAUCACCACCGGAGAACGUCAAGAGGAAGAUCGGGCACGUGCAUCAUACAAAAUCCUCAGUCUGUUGCAUUCAAUAAUCCAUUU